AUGCAAAACCCAGAAAGACCAGUUGUUUGGAAAGAGUUAGGCCAAUAUCUAGACACCCUACAACCGAUUCAUCAAGAAAAACCGUCUUCCCUCCCAGAUUUACCAUCUCCUAGCUACAAAGACUCAUUGUCCAACCCAUUGAGAUAUCGCAUCUGCAACAAUUGUGAUAGACCCAUUCUUCAAAGCUGUUUAUCUAAACACAUCAAAAUCUGUAACCAAAUCGUGAAAGUAGAGAAACUUGAAGAAGACGAUAAGCCAAUGAACAUGGUUCGAAAAAGAAAAAAUCAGGUACUGGAAGAGUCGAAGGAAUCUACUCCAGUCACCAACACUAAUUCGACUAAUUCUUCCAAUGCUAUCAACUCAACUACUUCAAAGAAGACCAAGAAAGUUAAGCUUCCGAAGGAAAAGAAACCGAAGAAGGAGAGAGUCAAGUCAACUGCCAAGCCCAAGGGUCCUGUGGACGUUGAAAGACAAUGUGGGGUUCCCUUACCAAACGGUGGCUAUUGUGCUAGGUCUUUGACUUGUAAGACCCACUCUAUGGGUGCAAAAAGAGCUGUACCUGGUAGAUCUGCUCCUUACGAUCAGUUACUGGUUGCCUAUCAAAGGAAGAAUCAAGCAAAGUUCGCAGCUAAUGCGGCCGCUGCCCACGCAGCUAGAGAUGACUUAAUUCACGGUUCUCAAAUACCUAUUGAUGAAGAUGAUGAAGCUCAUCAGGUUUUGGAUGGAGUUGCCAAAUCUUAUCCUCUACCAUUGGAAAGAAAGGUAAUAAUGCCAGCGAGGUCCCGAUCAUCCUUCUUGAGAAUGCGAGAGAUGUUUGCAGGUGCAAUUUUACCUAGAGUACCAACUAAUCCGUUUGGGAACCUUUAUAGUAGGACUGCUGUUAUUGAUGUUGAUAGGGCAGGUGAUUAUUACUUCUCCGUUCGUGCUUCUCCUAGAAUGCCAAAUCAGCAACAAAAUAAAACUCAGAAGAACCCACAACCUCCACGACCGCAAGUUCAACAGCAGCAACAGGCUCAAAAAUCACAGCAAUCUCCACCUCAAGCGCAGCAACAGAUAUCACAAUCUGCUGGACAGCAGACAUCUCAAACUGUUCAAAGACUUGUACAACAACAACAACGAUUGCAACAACAACGCCAACAGACCCAGAUACAACAACAACAGCAACAUCAGCAACAGCAGCAACAACAACAACAUCAACAGCAGCAGCAACAGCAACAGCAACAGCAACAACAACAAACUCAUAUGCUUCAACAGCAACAGCAACAGCAACAGCAACAGCAAAUGCUACUCUUACAACAACAGCAACAGCAACAAGCUCAACAGCAACAGUCACCACCGAUUACCCACCAAUCACCAAUCCCCGACAACCGUCCUUCGAAUCAACUGCCGCAACAGUAUUCUCAGAUGACGCCGCAACAAUUGCAGCUUCAGCAACAAUUGCAGUUACAACAAAAGCAGAAAGAACAAUUUCGACUGCAGCAGCAACAGCAUCUGAGGAAUCUCCMCAUGCGUAURACUCCGCAACAGCAACAACAGUUUGCAAACCUUACACCCGAGAAAAGAGCUCAAUUUCAAAGGAUGCAAUUAGUUCAGCUCCAACAGCAGAUAAAAAAUCAAGCAAUUCAAAAUCAGAUGCAGCAGCAGCAACAACAGCCAUCACAUGUACAAUCACAAGCACAGACUCAAUUUCAACAGGCACAGCUAAAAGCCCAGUCAAGGGCACAAGUGCUUCAGGCUGCUCAAAGACAGAUGCAAAAUUCUCCAACCAGCCCAGUAACUUCUAUGAGCUCACCUCUUGCAAUUCCAUCAAAUUUGGCCAAUCAAGGGCCGAAUCAAACCUCCCAGCUACCAAAUGAGCAAUUGUCAAAUCCGCUCAUGGGAAAUCAAUUCCAAGGUCAAUUUAAUCAGUAUCAACCAAAUUACAGGGAGAAUUAA
Messenger RNA from Komagataella phaffii GS115, 1935 nucleotides. RefSeq names its product Subunit of SAGA histone acetyltransferase complex. The transcript has a single exon. The coding region runs from base 1 to 1935 and encodes 644 amino acids. Gene Ontology annotation, cellular component: SAGA complex. Gene Ontology annotation, biological process: RITS complex assembly; regulatory ncRNA-mediated heterochromatin formation; regulation of transcription by RNA polymerase II. NCBI's taxonomy places the organism in Eukaryota, Fungi, Ascomycota, Pichiomycetes, Pichiales, Pichiaceae. The record is from RefSeq and is a predicted model, not a curated record.